AUGACUAUUAACAUUUCUGACGUAAGAAUUUCAUUGAAAGUUUUAUUAAUUUUUUGCAAGUUUUGUUAACAAUUAUUUGAUGUUAUCUGUUUCAGAUUGAAUAUGAUUACCAAUUCGAGGUUAUGGCCCUAAAGAAGGAGGAUGUAACCAUCGAGCAAACUCUCAAGGAGAAAGUCGACGUUUCCAUUAAAUAUUACCGGAUCAAAUGGAAGAGAGAUAAAGUUGAAAUUGGACUAACCUUGACCAUAAAUGUUUAUCAAAAACACGCGGUCAAGCAAAUUGUAGACGACUGUGGAAUAAAUGAUGAAGAUUUCCAUGAAGGUGGUUAUGAAGGUGGCUCCGAGAAUCUGAUUUCCGAUGGAGAUUAUUGA
Messenger RNA from Bursaphelenchus xylophilus (pine wood nematode), 371 nucleotides. The record is from the annotation of a GenBank genome assembly. Lineage: Eukaryota; Metazoa; Nematoda; Chromadorea; Rhabditida; Aphelenchoididae.